CAGUACCGGGCCUUGGUUGCUAUCCCUCUGGACAGACCUCCCAGAGUCCCAGACAUGAUAAGCCCCUUUGGGGAGAUUUUGCUACUAUGCUACCCUUUCUGAAUUCCGACGCCUUCGCUUGAGCAAGCAUCUGGUCCGUGUGCAGAUCGCCAUUCCCACGGAAGAUUUGUCAGAGCUCAAGUUUCCCUCCCCAGUAUUAUUAGUACAACCAAUAUGUAGUUGACCUAGAAUUUCUUAAGAAAUAGAUUUGCUUAUACAAGCAGCAAUUAUGGGAUAAAUAAGACUUCAGCCACGCAGCAACCUUACAGCAAUAGCGAAAGAUAAGACCUCAGCUCGCAAUCAUUUAGGUUGGCAGAUAGUCUCAGUCACAGCCAGGACGACGAUUUCGUAACCCUAGAGGCAGAACAAAAGCAGGGGAGGUGGCAUCUAAAGUGACUGACUGCUCCCCUACCGCUCUAGGUCACCAUCUUAUAACCUCUUCACUUCUCCCUGUUUUUCCUUCCUCAAAUACACUUCGAAACACAGGGGAUUAGUGUAAAGACUGACGGCUCAAGCCAUGGCCGGUAAGCGUUGUCCUUCCAUUGUUCUCAUGGUUCUACUGGCCUGCUGCGGCGCCUCGUCCGCCGCAGACCAAGAGCUGACCCACCUCCACUUCUACUUCCACGAGGUCGACGCCGGCACGCCCAACGCCACCGUCGUCAACGUCGCCAGCCUGCACAAGAACGCGUCGACGUUCGGGGACGUCAACGUGUUCGACAACGCGCUGCGGGAGGGGCCGGACCCAGCGUCGCGGCUGAUCGGCAGGGCGCAGGGCUUCGCGGUGCACGCGUCGCUGGAUGAGUCCGGCGGGCUCACGGCCAUCGGCUUUGUCUUCUCCGACUACGGGGAGUACAGCGGCAGCACGCUGGCGACGCAGGGGCACUUCAGCGUGUCGGGUCCCUCGGAGCGCAGCAUCGUCGGCGGCACGGGCAAGCUCCGGUUCGCGCGCGGGUACAUGACCAGCAAGCUGCUCAGCUCCACGGACACCUCCAUCGUCGUCGUCUUCGACAUGUACUUCACCCUCGCCCACUGACGGUCGUCCAAUCGUCCGUAAUAUGUGAUCGAUAUCGUCACGAUCACGCUUUUAUGUUCCAGACAAACAGAAAAUGCGGCCGAAUUUCGGAUUUAUGUUUGUGGAAUUUUAGACUUGUACGAAUGAUACCUCCUCGGCACGGUCUCCAGCCCGGCGCCGCAGCCGGUCGAAGAGCUCGUCACCGAACGGAUGGACAGAGUUGACCCACCAUAGUGCAAUCUAUCAGGUGGGCACAUCUCUCACCCACGUUGACCAUCAAAUAAAAAAGAAAGAAAGAAAUUUGUCUGAAGCUGCACUUGUUCUGUAACAUUGUUUCAUCCUUCAGUUGUUCUGUAACAUCGUUCUGCACUACAGCUGCUUUGGAAGAAACUAACCUGAUCAGACGGUAUAGGAUUUUGACAAGUUGAA
This is a messenger RNA of Phragmites australis (common reed), 1480 nucleotides long. Its product is annotated as pterocarpan synthase 1-like. Lineage: Eukaryota; Viridiplantae; Streptophyta; Magnoliopsida; Poales; Poaceae. The transcript is spliced from 2 exons. The record is from RefSeq and is a predicted model, not a curated record. The coding region runs from base 557 to 1072 and encodes 171 amino acids.